Molecule: messenger RNA, 636 nt
Organism: Henningerozyma blattae CBS 6284
Lineage: Eukaryota; Fungi; Ascomycota; Saccharomycetes; Saccharomycetales; Saccharomycetaceae
Gene: PAM17
Product: Pam17p
Exons: 1
Coding region: 1-636 (211 amino acids)
Biological process (GO): protein import into mitochondrial matrix
Cellular component (GO): PAM complex, Tim23 associated import motor
Source: RefSeq, a predicted model, not a curated record
AUGAACCUUUUAAGAUCUACAGUGACAAAAUCACUGGCAUCAUACAACAAAUCAGCAACUCUUUUACUUCUAAAUCAUGGUAGAAUACCCUUAACAAACACCAAUACUAUCAUACUCGGCCAAUCAAUUAUUAAAAGACAUAAUUCUACAGAUACUUCCAAAUCAUCAAAGAGUGCCAAUGUUCAAUUGACUUGGCCUGAUUUCUUUAAGAUGCGUAAAUAUGAACGCCGUGUAAAUGUUGGUGCAUCUGUCUUCACAGCUUUCCUCGGUUGUAAUCUAUCAUGGUUCUAUCUCUCCACUCUACAGAUUGACCCAACUCAAACUUUAUUUGGCUUUGAUCCAUUAGUUGUCAUUUCAGGGGGCCUUGUGGCAUCUGGUUGUGUGGGUUAUCUUUUUGGCCCAUUAUUUGGAUCUCAAAUAUUUAAUCUAUUACAUUUGAAAAAAUUAGCAGAUUUCAAAAUCAAAAAUAAAGAAUUCUUAAAACAUGUCAUUAAAAAUAGAGUCGAUGCCUCUUCACAAAGUUUCAGUAACCCUGUGCCCGAUUAUUACGGCGAAAGAAUUGGAUCUUUGAAAGAUUACAAGCAAUGGCUAAGAGAUUGUAACGCUUACAGAAGAAAAAGUAAAGAAUUCUUGUAA